Gryllus bimaculatus (two-spotted cricket) is the source of this 1213-nucleotide messenger RNA. The record is from the annotation of a GenBank genome assembly. NCBI's taxonomy places the organism in Eukaryota, Metazoa, Arthropoda, Insecta, Orthoptera, Gryllidae.
AUGAAGGUGCAUAUAUUUGGCGUCUUGCGGUGUCAUCUGGUGGAGAUAACAAGAAAACUCGGCUUCGUGCUUCAAUUCCAACCCAUUGCAAACGCCAAGGAAGGGAAUGAAGAUUUGGCAAAACAACUUCUACAGCAACUGGCUGUUGGAGAUUUAGAUUUCGUCCCAGACGUCGUGUAUGGAUUUAUUUCACAAUUAUCUGCAUUAGAUAUAAUACCAUCCACCGAAGAUGAUUCCUUUAUUUUUGCACUCGUGCCGUUCGCGUCCCCGCUGCCGGCGUGGUCGCUGCCGCUGCGCGGUCGCCUCUACAAUCUCAUUGUGCAGCCUGACCAUUAUCCUGAAAUUGACACCUUCGAACAUCUGGCCAGUUCUGGAAUACCAUUAUUUUUACCGAAUGGAUUUGGGAACCGGGACGGUCCAAGGCCGCUGGGCGUGGCAGAUGUGCUGGCGCAUCUGCAGCUGCUGGCCUCGUGUCUGUGCGCAGCUGCCGUCACCUUCUGCGCGGAGCGGUGGCGCGCCCACUCGGGCGCACAGCGUUUUGCGCAAAUGCGCAUGCGCAGGCGGGGAAAUGCGCCGCUGUGCGAACAGCUCUGGCGUUGCAAGACAGAUGCGCACCGUCCAUCCAAGUUCAUGAAGUUGAAGACAUCGGCAGCUUCGUACUUGGGAGACGAGACGGAGCCCGGCCAGCCCAGCGAGUCGACGGGAAGGAGGCUGCGAGAUCGCCCGUCCGCAGGGCGACGCGAGCCAUCGGGAGCUGCGGGCCUAGGGACGCCCACGCACAGACAGAGCCAAGAAGCGCUCGGUGUCGACUACUUUUUUGUGGGAGUGAGAGAGUCGCCCACCCACGCCGGAAACACGGACCAACUGGGGCCGUGGCCUUUGUUGAAUCCCACAGCCGGAGGUAACGGCCGAGCACGGGAAGCUGCAGCCCGGGAUUUCCGCUCUACACAGUUGGGAUGACGGCUUGGCGUGACGAGUGAAGCAUCACACCGAUAAGAUGAUUUAGGUUUACAUUUAUUCAGUAAAAAAAAAAGGAAGAAAACAACAACAGUAAAAACUGUAUGUGACUGAUGUUUGGGAGAUUGUUUAGCCACCAACAGAGGCUCAAACUACUAGACUGCAGAGAUGGCAAAGAAAUAUGCAGAGAUUGGGAAAGGCAUUUGAGUUGCAUAAAGAGUUUUAUGUACAUGUAAUGUACAAAGUUAAACGGAAU